Molecule: messenger RNA, 3605 nt
Organism: Lytechinus pictus (painted urchin)
Lineage: Eukaryota; Metazoa; Echinodermata; Echinoidea; Temnopleuroida; Toxopneustidae
Product: gastric triacylglycerol lipase-like
Exons: 8
Coding region: 198-1691 (497 amino acids)
Biological process (GO): lipid metabolic process
Source: RefSeq, a predicted model, not a curated record
AUGGUAUAGCUAUCCAGGCGCCAAGCGAUAAAAAAGUAGCUCGCGAAGACGAAAAAGAAAAACCCCAGAUAUUAGCAUGACCGGGGAGUGAAGCUGUUAGUUGAAGUGAUUCACCGUUCACGUGGAACAAAGAACUUCUAGACUUGGACCUAACCAGUAACACUGACCUCAUAACUCUGGUGAAGACUUUAAAAAGGAUGGCAUCUUCCUGUGAAUUACAAGCAAUUUGGCAUUGUAUCUUUGUUGUCCUCUUUGCACUGAUAAUUGCUCCUGAGUUUGUUUCCUCAAAGACAUCAUAUCAUUCAUCAUCCAGCACUGCAUCUCCAGCUAGGAGGGAGAGGACUCUCAGAGCGGCAGCAAAAGUUAUCGACUUGAUGAAAUCAAACAGACCACAAGAUGGUAACCGUGUACAUCUCAGCAAAGCAGAAGUAGAUGCUAUACGACAGAGGAUAAGAUCAUCUGACGUUUUGGACGACUUGCAAAAGCUAAGCAAGUCAUGGCGUCUGAAGUCUGGGAUACGAGCAACCCAGGCGCCAGAUUGGCCAUGGCCAGUAGACCCUGAUGUCUACUACAACAUGAGUGGUUUGAUCUGGAGUAAAGGUUACCCAGUUGAAGAGUAUACCGUUCAAACUGAAGAUGGCUAUCUCCUAGGAUUGUUCCGUAUCCCGCAUGGUAGACAAAACAACUCCAAAAACACAGGUAACAAACCAGUUGUCUUCCUACAGCAUGGCCUAUUGGCUGCUUCUACCAACUGGGUUGAGAAUUCAGCCAAUCAGAGCCUUGGUUUCAUCUUAGCUGAUGCAGGUUAUGAUGUUUGGAUGGGUAACAUGAGGGGAAACACCUAUUCUAAACGGCAUGCGUGGUUGGAUCCAGAUCAAUUACAGUUCUGGGAGUUCAGCUGGGACGAUAUGGCUCAAUAUGACAUUCCUGCCAUGCUGAACUUUGCCCUCAAGAGGUCGGGUCAAGCUUCGUUGGACUACGUGGGUCACUCACAGGGAACCCUCGUGGCUUUCACAGGAUUCACCCUUGACCUUGACCUAGCUAAGAAGGUCAAACAUUUCUUUGCGCUGGGACCUGUUUACACUGUAGGGGACAUCGAGUACGUCUUGAAGGAUAUUGUCACCUCCGAAGUUGUGCAACUAUUUGCCGAUACACUCUCUUUAGCUGGUAUCGAUGACUUCCUACCUAACAAUUUCCUUACCAAUACGCUUGGAGCUCAGACAUUAUGUGCCUUGCCUGAAACGCAGUUUAUAUGUGAAAACAUCUUGAUGCUUCUCGGAGGUUUUAGUGAGCAUCACCUGAAUGCAUCCAGAGUGCAGGUUUACGUUUCUAAUGAACCAGCUGGAACGUCACUUCAAAACAUGGAGCAUUUCCUUCAGAUGGUGAUAUCUGGAAAGUGUCAGAUGUAUGACUUUGGAGUAAUAGGAAACUUAGAUGAAUAUAAUCAGACCACACCCCCAGAGUACUAUGUUGGGAACCUUACCGUGCCUGUCGCCCUCUUCUGGGGAGAGAACGACUUCCUUGCUGAUCCGCAGGAUGUUGAGAAGCUUAUACCUCGGAUACCUCAUCUCAUUUAUAACAAGAAAAUACCAAACUUUGAGCAUCUAGACUUCAUCUGGGCUGUGGAUGCUAAUAAAAUUGUGUAUGAUGAUAUACUAUCUAUUAUGAAUGGGAAAAUACCUCCUCAUUAGGCCAUGUAAGACAGAUAUCAUAUAUCAAGGGUAAAUUCACAUGUUUGCUUUUUUUCAAUGAGGGGAUUUUUAGAUGUUAUUUUCCCCCUUUUUUGGAGGGGGAGAAGAGAUGGGCCGAGGGUUUCAGCUAUAUAUUUACUUAGACUUUGUUUUCCCCCCUUUUUUUAAGAAGAGAAAUGGUGGGCCAAUGGUUUCAGCUACAUUUACUUAUUAGACUUUCUUUUCCUCCUUUUCUGAAGGAGGGGAAGGGAUGGGUCAAGGGUUUUGGCUACAUUUACUUAGACUUUGUUUUCCCCCUUUAUUGAAGGGGAGAAGGGAUGAAUCAAGGGUUUGGGCUACAUAUCAAUAAGGAUCUGGUGGGUGAUUCAUAAAGCUGGCUGUAAAGUUAUGCGUUACUCCAUGCACACCUGGGUCCCGUCUUACAAAGAGUUUUGAUUGAUCCGAUCAAUCACAACUAUGGACGGCCAACAAUGUCACCAUCUAACAUGCAUGCAUGUUUGUUCAAAAUAUUUUCCAGAUACGAUGUAUAUUCAUACAUUCAUCAUUCUCUUGAAGAUUCAUUGUGUUUUUCUUUGUUUACAAAGGACAUUGAAUAAAUUUCCUGUAGAAAAAAUUAUGACAAUGAUGGAUUUCUAUAUAGUUGGGGUUGAUCGAAUCAAUCGUAACUCUUUGUAAGACGGGGCCCUGGAACUUGGUCCUAGGUGCUAGGUCUGCUACAUAUAGAUUUAUCAUUUAGCUCAAGCAAGGGUCGCAGGUCACAUGUAAGGUCAUUCCUAACUUAGAACAGCUUUAUGAGACACCCUCAAUGAUUAUGAAUUAAUACAUUUUGUGUCAAAUGAUAUGAAGAAGUAUAAAUUUGUGUGAAUAAUAGCAAGUUUGUGCUUCCAAAAUGCUGCUAUUCCAACGGUUUUAAUCAUUCAUUCUAUUAUUAAAGAAAAUAAUAGAUUAAAUGAAUUUUAGUAAUAUAGAUUUUGACAAUCGAGGUUGAAUAAAUAUAUAAUAAUGCAGUGAUGCAUUUCAAAUUGCAAAAAAAAAAUUCCUGCACAAAUGCCAAGGGUGUCUUGUCUUGGGGUAAGUUAAUACUAAACUCAAAUUCAAUGGCCUAAUGUGCAAUCAUUGUUUUUCUAUAUUGUAUGUAAUUGUGAUUUGUGGUGUGCAUGCAUGUUUGAUGUAUCUGUGUACCGGUAAUGGUACCACCAAUUUUUUAUGCUUUAAUUUCUCAGGUUUUUUUUUCUCUUGUGAUUUAAUGUCUUCCAAAGGUAUGCUUUUUUUUGUUUGCUUGUUCAAGUUCUGUAAUAUAUUAUGAAUAACAUGACAAGAACAGUGCUUCCCCUAAAUUUAUUUUCAGAUCCUAAGCUUUAAGUUUAUAACAGUCUCUCUCUGUACUGUACUCAUCCUCCCUGUUUCCACAAUUUGGUUCAUCAUAAACAUCUAGUGAAUUUUUACUUUUUCUCUCUUGAAUAAUAUACCUUUAUUUUGUAUCUGUAAGGUUCAUUUGAAUUAGGAAUUUAGAACAAGAUUAUGUCUGAGAAUGGUUAAACUCACUCAGAUUAUAAAACCAAAAAUACCAAGGAACUUCUUAAAAGUGUAAAUUCUUGGUUGUAAGGUAUAUAUAUAUAUAUCCAUAUAAUAUGUAGGUUACAAAUUUCAAACAGCAUGCAUUGAAAAAUACAUAUUAUACUCUUAAAGGAACAGAGUCAAUGCUGGAAUUAAAGGCAACAUUUCGCUCAUGAUAAUAGGUCAUAAGGAAUUAUAUUCUUGAAAAUACCUCUUUCACAAUAUUGGACAACUAUCAGACAAGAUUGAAUUUUGUCAUCGCCUUUUCUUCCAUAUAUCAGGGAAAUCAAUCUAUUGAUUAUAAUUGAUUGUUUGCGUGUACUAUGUCAUAUUACUGUGACAAGUCAUGUGAACUAA